Molecule: messenger RNA, 1536 nt
Organism: Miscanthus lutarioriparius
Lineage: Eukaryota; Viridiplantae; Streptophyta; Magnoliopsida; Poales; Poaceae
Source: the annotation of a GenBank genome assembly
AUGGAUGCGCUCCGCCACGGCCGUCCCUCCUCUCCACGCGCGUCCCGGCGCGCCGCCGCCCAUGAGAUCAUUUUCUACCACCAUGUUGUUCCAUCCAACAAAAUGGUGAAGGGCGAAUUUGCUUUUUCUAGCCAAAGGACCCAAGGUCCUGCCUUGUAUCACCAUCAGAAAUUCUUCGAUUGGAAAUCCUCCUAUUGUAGGAUAUCACGUCAGUCAUUAAAUACUUCUGUUAAUGCUUUGGGGCAACAGCUGCAGUCUGAACCUGAAGCACAUGAUUCUACAACCAUCUGGAGGGCAAUAUCAUCUUCUCUAGAUGCAUUUUACAGAUUUUUCCGGCCACAUACUGUCAUAGGAACAGCAUUAAGCAUAGUCUCAGUUUCCCUUCUAGCUGUCCAGAACUUGUCUGAUAUAUCACCUUUGUUCCUCACUGGUUUGCUGGAGGCAGUGGUAGCUGCCCUUUUCAUGAAUAUCUAUAUUGUUGGACUGAACCAGUUAUUCGACAUUGAGAUAGACAAGGUUAACAAGCCAACUCUUCCAUUGGCAUCUGGGGAAUACACCCCUGCAACUGGGGUUGCAAUAGUUUCGGUCUUUGCUGCUAUGAGCUUUGGCCUUGGAUGGGCUGUUGGAUCACAACCUCUGUUUUGGGCUCUUUUCAUAAGCUUUGUCCUUGGAACUGCAUAUUCAAUCAAUCUGCCAUACCUUAGAUGGAAGAGAUUUGCUGUUGUUGCAGCACUCUGCAUAUUAGCAGUUCGUGCAGUGAUUGUUCAGCUGGCUUUUUUCCUCCACAUUCAGACUUUUGUUUUCAGAAGACCGGCGGUGUUUUCUAGGCCAUUAAUAUUUGCAACUGGAUUUAUGACGUUCUUCUCAGUUGUAAUAGCACUAUUUAAGGAUAUACCUGAUAUCGAAGGGGACCGCAUAUUCGGGAUUCGAUCUUUCAGUGUCCGGUUAGGUCAAAAGAAGGUCUUCUGGAUAUGUGUUGGCCUGCUCGAGAUGGCUUACAGCAUUGCAAUACUGAUGGGAGCUACUUCUUCGUCUUUGUGGAGCAAAACAGCAACUAUUGCUGGCCAUUCCAUACUUGCUGCGAUCUUAUGGAGCUGCGCGCGAUCGGUGGACCUGACGAGCAAGGCGGCAAUAACAUCCUUCUACAUGUUCAUCUGGAAGCUGUUCUACGCGGAGUACCUGCUCAUCCCUCUGGUGCGAGUGGAGGCGCCGACCGGGGUUCUCGAGGCGCCGACGGUGACUGGCGACAUCUCCGGCAACCACUCGUGCCUGCCCCUCGUGCUCGCCCUCACCGGUGGGAGAGAAGAGGAGGGCGCUGUCAGAGAUCUCUGGGUGGAUCCCGUGAUUAGUGUGCCGUUGGCAUCGGCAUGCACGUACGGUUGCGUCAAGGCUGCCAAUACCACCAACGAGAAACCCACAAAUGAAUGUGAUAACGACUUAACGAGCCACGGAACAAAAAGGCAGCCGGCAGCGCCUGCCGUGGACGAUGUCUCUCCCUCGUCUCCCCUGCGCGAUUUUGCUGCCGGCGCCGGUUGA